Messenger RNA from Maylandia zebra (zebra mbuna), 6751 nucleotides. It is a transcript of the gene brinp2, whose product is annotated as bone morphogenetic protein/retinoic acid inducible neural-specific 2. The record is from RefSeq and is a predicted model, not a curated record. Gene Ontology annotation, cellular component: dendrite; cytoplasm; neuronal cell body. Gene Ontology annotation, biological process: nervous system development; positive regulation of neuron differentiation; negative regulation of mitotic cell cycle. NCBI's taxonomy places the organism in Eukaryota, Metazoa, Chordata, Actinopteri, Cichliformes, Cichlidae.
AUGAACAGAGACGCUUUCCUUAGCUUCCUGGAGAAGCAACGCCAGGCUUGACACUGAGUGAUGAUUGUCACGCAGAGAGAGUCGGAAUAAUAACGCGGAAUCAAAUCCACAGAGAGAGGGGAGGAGGGGGCUCAGUCUGUGGAUACCUGCGCGUCUCCACUCCGGCCGCAGGUGCGCUAGGGUCCCUCUAAAGGGAGUUUGAUCUGUGAGAGGCAAGUGCGAGAAGAACCAGUCCUGCAGGGAUUAUUUUUCAUUUUCUCGCCAAGUGUCAGUUUUAUUUAUUUAUUUAAUUUAUUCUUUUAGUUAAACUGAAAGCAAACUUUCUCUCCCCUUUGCGCCACCUGCAGUCAUAGUUCAACUCCAGGUCUGACUCCAGCUUCAUUCUGAGCUUUGUAAGUCUGUGGGCUGUUCUUUCAGACCUUUCCUGAGCUCGGAUUACACUGGACAGCACCUCCAGUCUGAAAGGAGAAUUCCUCAGAACUCCCAAGUUAACGAGAAUCGGGAGUCCUUUCCAGUCCAGUCUUUGCUUUAAAACGAGCUGAUGAAGAGAACAAUGUCUGGAUUAUUGCAGCCGCUGUUCAACCUGCCCCGGGAAAGAGGGGAGGAGUGAGGAAAGCAGUAAAAGAAGGGAGGAGGAAGAGGUGAAGAAGGGGGGGAAGUCGGCGGCGUUUAGCUGCCGUCCACUAGUUCUUUAACGCCUUUGCUGCCCGGGUUCUCCACUCUCUUUUUACGAGAUACACGAACAAACAUCAAGAGACGCGCGGGGAGGACCUGCGUUCACACCCUGGGCACUCAGGCUCAGAAUGCUUGACUGACUCGUUUCAAAACAGACAACUGGACCUCUCUCAGGACAUAAGAAAACAAGAAAUCUGGCACACCGGCUUUACCUCUGGGCCAAACGGCCAGCGGGAGGUGACUGUCAGAAGAAAUGCCGGUCCCAGGUGCCCUAGUACAUCACCACUGGGACCAUGGCGACUCCUUGGCCAAUGAGAAGAGAGAGGUGCUCCCAUGGCUCCGCCUGCCUUGCUAGAUGGUUGGCGUCAUCCUUGAUGCUCCUAUGGUUGCCGUGGAUGUUAUUAUGGCUGCCGUGGCCUACCCAAGCUGAACAGGUGGGCAGCGGGGGACAUGGCGGAAAGGUGCCGCAUGGAUCCCUUUCGUCCCCCUCAUCUUCGUCAUCUUCCUCCUCCUCCACAUCCCCUUCUGGCUCCUCACCAUGGGGUUUUAGCACAAGGCAGAGCGGAGGGCAGCUGGACUGGCUGCUGUCAGAGAAGGGCCCUUUCCACAGGUGUCCUGAGUACACCGAGUUCAGAGAGAGGUUCCAGCAGGGAUUUUCUACCAGAUACAAGAUUUACAGGGAGUUCAGCCACUGGAAGGUGAACAGCCUGGCUACGGAGAAGAGAGAUUUCCUCAAAUCUCCAUUGCCCUUAGCACCAGAGUUCCUACGCAACCUGCGGUUACUGGGCCGACGACCAACCCUGCAGCAAAUCAAUGAAAACCUCAUCAAGAAGUACGGGACCCACUUCUUGGUUACUGCCACCCUGGGAGGAGAAGAGUCUCUGACCAUUUUCCUGGACAAGCAGAAGCUGAAUAAGAAGUCCGAAGGCAACAGCAACAGCUCAGUAGUGUCUUUGGAGCUGCUCCAUCAGCUGGCCGCUUCCUACUUCACAGAUCGAGAGAGCACCCUGAGGCGACUGCACCACCUCCAGAUUGCCACCUCUGCUAUUAAGGUAACCGAAACAAGGACAGGCCCUCUCGGCUGCAGUAACUACGACAGCUUGGAUUCAGUUAGCUCGGUGUUGGUGCACAGCCCGGAAAAUAAGAUCCACCUAAAGGGAUUACAAGAUGUCCUGCCAGAGUUUCUGCGUGGGCGUUUUGUGGAGGCAGCCCUCAGCUACGUGGCAUGCAACUCGGAGGGCGAGUUGCUCUGUCGCAACAAUGACUGCUGGUGCCGGUGCUCUCCUCGCUUCCCAGAAUGCAACUGUCCUUUUGCUGACAUCAAGGUCAUGGAGGAGAACCUGGAAAAGAGCAAAGAGGCGUGGAACAACUUCAACCAAGAGUUCAUGGAAUCAGAUGAAUUCAAAGCCUUCCUGAAGCGAUUGCCCACUGAUCGCUUCCUGAAUGUGUCCAUGAUAGCCAAGCUCUGGUCAGCCGACUUAACCCUCCAAAAACGUUAUGCCCAGCUGGAGGCCAACACCGUCCUUGUCCUCAGCAAAGCCCAGAAGAUCAUCAGGAAACUGUUCACGCUGAGUAAACGCUGCCCCAAACAGCCCCGCAUCAGUCUCCCCCAACAAAGGCCUGUUGGGUUUUGGCUGACCAGGGCUCAAUCUCUGCUCUACUGCAAUGAGCAUGGAAUGCUGGGCUCCUUCUCUGAGGAGGUGAUGAGCUGUAGCUGCCCCGUGGAGCAGCCAAACUGCCAAGGAGUCAUCCCCUGUGUUGUAGGGACUUCCACCACCUCCUGCACCCUCUGCGCCUCUGACAACGCCACCCGUUGUGGAGCCUGUCAUCACGGCAACAUCCUCCAUCUUGGUUCCUGUCGACCUAGCAUUGCUGCAUCGCUAGAUCAUUACCUGAACUUUGACUUGGACAUGCCUGAUGCCGAGGUAAAGUACCUGCUUCAGCGACUGGACAGCAGGAUAGAGGUCCAUGCCAUCUAUAUCAGCAAUGAUGUCCGCCUGGGAAGUUGGUUCAAUCCUGCCUGGAGGAAGAGGAUGCUACUAACACUCAAGAGUAACAAAAACAAGUCCAACCUCAUCCACAUGCUAAUGGGCAUUUCUUUUCAGAUAUGCUCAACUAAAAAUUCAACACUGGAACCCGUGCCUGCUGUCUAUGUGAAUCCUUUUGGGGGAAGUCACUCAGAGAGCUGGUUCAUGCCAGUGAACCAGCCUGACUUCUCUAACUGGGAGAGAACUCGACUGGACAGCGUCACCACUGCACAGUGUUACAACUGGACUCUGUCUCUGGGCAGCAAGUGGAAAUCCUUUUUUGAAACAGUGCACAUCUACCUGAGAAGCCGCAUAGUCACGGAUGAUCCAACAGUGAAUGAAACUCUCUUCUAUGAGCCAUUGGACUUGGAUGAUCAGACCUCCAACCUGGGCUACAUGAAGAUCAACACGCUGAAGGUGUUCGGAUACAGCAUGCACUUUGACCCUGAGGGCAUCAAGGAUCUGAUUCUCCAGUUGGACUACCCCUACACACAGGGUACGCAGGAUGCCGCCUUUCUGAUGUUACUGGAGAUGAGAGACCGGAUUAAUCGGCUAUCUCCACCAGCACCACAGCCAUUAGAUCUGUUUUCUUGUCUCCUGCGCCACCGCCUCAAGCUGUCAGCCGGAGAGGUGGCACGAAUCAAGGACUCUCUGCAGAUCUUCAAUUCCAAGCUUCCCAAUGCUUCACCUGAACCUGAGCUGGCCCAGCUCUGUAGCUAGCUAGUUUAGCACAAUCGCCAGGUUCAGGAAUGAUGCUGUUCGUAGAAAGAGGAAUUGCUACUUCAGGGACGACUCUGCUGAGAUGGCCUUUGGACCCGAAUCAUCUGGAUUAACGUACUCUGAAGAAGGUUGAAUGCUUGGCCUUUUUAUGGUCACUCUCAGUUGGUUUUCUGGUGUUUUACCUUUGACAAACAGCAUCAUGUCCUUGACUUUUCGGAGAACGAGGGAUACUUUGACUCUGUUUAGGAGGCUGUACUGAACCCACCCGGAGGUUCACUUUUGCUAUUACUGCCCUGCAAACUGCGUAACUGGACAAGGCUAAAAAGGUUUCUUUCACUGACAAGUUUUUGUGAUUUGGAACAAUAAAAAGAAGAUCAUACAUAAGACACCUGCCUUGCAAAGACAAACGCGGUUUUCUUAUAAGAGGAACUCUUCAGAGGUCUUCAAAAAUUAGCGGAAGAGGAUUUCCCUUUUCUAACCCUAUUUUCUUUGGCUACAGAACAAUCUUGAGGGAAGGGAAAAUGGGAUAAUUAUAUAUAUGUGGUGAAUGAGUUGUUAUGUUAUGCUUAACAGUUUAAAAUUUGAUAAUAUUGAACCCUGUCACUGUCUUUGAAUAUUUCUUUUUAAACCCUACCUUCCAUUUUAUCUGGCAUUUGAAAACUUGUAUCUAUGCUUAACAUCUGAGUGAGAAGCCUGUUAGUGAUGUUCUGUCCUUGGUGGCUUGUCUGUACCAAAAGAAGGUAACACAUUGGCAAUUUGAAUGGCAAAAUAUCGUAAAUGUUGAGUUAUUAUUCUUUCACUUUUGAGCUGAAAUAAUUCAUAAUGGAACCUUCAGAUGUGGUAACAAAAAGGUCUGCGGAUAUAGCGCUGUAAAUAACGCUCCAUCUAACCCAGGUUGUGGACAAGUGCACAUUGCUUUUUAGAUAACUGAGUUCAAAGACCAAAAAAAUGUUUAUAACAAAACAAACUCAUGCCUUAUAUGGAGAGUCAAUGUUAAGGUAAGAAGCACAUUUAGUUUCUGUGUUUGGUUUCCCUGCGAAGGUUGUAUUGCUUUUUAUAUUUCAAUAUUUCUACCAAGACAGAACAACAGACGCAUUCUCCAGAGUACGUGGUAAUGUAGCUUUUCCAUGUAAAUGCCAGUCACUCGUUCUGCAGGUACUUGUUUUGAUUUGGUGUUGUGAAACUUUUGAAUCACCAUUCACAGUGCACACCAGUACAUGCAUAAUGUAAUUGUUCUGCAAAAUCCUCCAAUGAGAUAAACUUUCAGUAAAUAAUAGAACAUGUUCGAAUUUAUGGUUUUAAAAGGUUUUCAGUGGUUCGGUUAGUCUCAGGUCUAUGAAACUUUUUUCUUUUUUUUUUUUGACAUAUGGGUCCAAUGUGAGCUGCAGUUACCACGGCAACUGGAGUUACAAGGUUUCUGCGGGGCGGUGAUGGUACACUUGAAAGCUGCAAACUUAACCAGGAUGAUACUUGAUAUGAUUUUACUUUUGCUUCACUAAUUUCUCACUGAAAGUUAGAAAACCUUGUAUGUCAUUAUCAACAGUUCUUCUGUGCUCAGCUUGCUUAAGUAAAAACAAAGUGAUUUAUCUAUCUGAGAGCCUUUUCCUUGUUUACAAAACUUUAACCCUCACUGUUACGUCUGUUAUAUAGCAUUAUUGCCAUAUUACCUCUUUGCCUGCAUGUUACAACAUUGUCUUUGGUCAAUUCAAAGACAUAUUGAUAAGAUUAGCUGUGAAGAUGGUGUCAUGGAAAAGUGCAAUGAUGAUGGCGGAUGUGGUCAGAGCUACAGUAAUAGUGGUAGUAAGGGGAGGGGGUGACACAAGACCGUCUCAUCUUACCACCACUAGCUGUUCAUUGUUCUAGUGUAAGCACAGUUUUUCACAUUUGCAUUUAUUUAUUUCACAGACAACACAGAUCUGUUGUUAAGUAAUUUCUUGUUAAGUACAUGUGUCACACUAUCACUAUUGCAAACACUGUUUCUGUUUCCGGUCCACCUAAUGGGUGCCAGGCAGAAUUAUCAACGUGGAAAAAUGGGAAACUAAUCAAAAAAACCAAAACAAAUUCAGUCAUUUAUUUUGUUUUCAUGUCCUUACUGAAACCAUUUGACUAAUUUGCAGCUGUUUUUAUGCCAGAUAUGCUGGUUAGAAACCAGCCUUGCAUAAACAUUUAGACCUUUUCAACAUAGUCAUGUUCGAUAAUAUUUGCAGCUUUUGACGGUGGACUUAUAAAUUAGGUCACCAUGCUGCAGUUUCCAACUAAGUUAAAGGCAGGUAAUGCAUUUUCUGUGGAUCAAUUUUUCAAAUGAAGAGGAGCAUUCUUGUGCAUCUACAGGGAGGCAAAAGGAAGAAGUGGUAACAGGUCAAAUAUUUCAGUAUUUUAUCUCAGUCUCAAAGCCAAGUAAAUUAUCAGCAACUAAGUGAUGUUGUUAGACUUUAAAAUUAUUGUUGCUAGUUUGUGCACUAAUCUUAUACUAAAGUCUUAUACCCUUUUUAAAUAUUUAGUCAGCUGUUGCCUGCAUGUAACAACCAAUUACAGCAACUGGAAAGAAGCCAGUCAAAGCCAAACAGAACAGGUUAAUCUGAUCUAACAGGUUAACCUUAAGAACAGGAUUAACUGCAUUAAACUCCCUGCCUCAGAGGCUCAUUUAUGGGAAGUUAGAAACAAGAGUGAAAGACAAAAAUGUGCAUUUUACAGUAACAUUCUGUUAGUAUGGUUCAAUUAAUUUAAUUUAGAACAUUACUAUAUUUUUACAGGGUCACGCUAUAAAACUAGUGAUGAAGGAAUUUCUACUGUAUUUUCUCCAAAAUUGUUGCUAUUUCAAAAGUAAAUAUCUAUUGAGUCUGCAGGUAGUGUAAUUUCACUUGGUGAUGGUGUUCUUUCAGUCACUGUCCACAGUUCAUGCAAACAAAUAUGCUACUAUAACUACAGUUAAAUGGAAGCACUCAAUAUUUUAAAACAUACUACUAACACAGACCCUUAUUCACUAAUAUGUGAAUAUAAAUGUUCUCACUGUGUCCACAAAAUAAAAGCACAGAGGAAAUUAUCAUUGGAUUCAUGAAACAGGUUGAAUGGAGAGGGUGAGAAAAACAGCUGGAAGACAAUGGCAACCACAUCUGUCAGCUAAAGAUUAGGAAACUCAUUGCAAAUAUAAGAAAACACGAGUAAGUGGAAUAUUGCAGAGAAAUUAGACUGUCAAUGAAUUUUCAACCAUUAUGUUGAAGAUUUGUUGGUGUGUUUGGAUCAUUGUCCAGUUGCAUGACCCAAUGUCAGCAAAGCUAUGGAUAGAUGGCUGUACAUUUGAUUCUAUAAUAAUAAUAAUAAUAAUAAUA